AUGGUGCCGCUAGGUGUGGCCGCCGCUGCCUUGUCCAGCGACGUGCUCGGCGCUGCCGGCUUGGGCCCGUCCGACGUCGGCGACGAGGGCGAGGAUGAUGAGAACUUAUGGAUGGAGGACUCGACCGAUCGCAAGACGCGGACGACGUCUUGGAUUCUGAGUGGCAGAUUUCAGGAUGAUCUCGUGUUGUUUCGGAUCUGCCUGCAGAGAUCUAUGCCAUGGGUUCUUCGGCAGCUUCGGUCUUCCAGCGUUUUUUUCGAGCGUGAACAGCAAGCUUGCUUCUUGCGGGACGGUAGCCGUCAUUACCAGGCGAUUUUACGGUACGAAGGCGAGGACAACGGCGCCUUCAUGAAUGGUAUUGGCGACAUGGUUUUCAAGGAUUCCGAAUUCGAUCUCGUCAGCUGUCGCACCGAGUCCCAGCAGUUGAUGGCAUUCCUCAUGAGCAUUCGGCUGGGCGCUGCCGCGCACGAGCUUGUCAUCACCAGAUGUCGUAAGCCACCCUAUCCAACGUUAGCGGCUCUGAAGUACCCAGAGGUUCUUGAUCAGCUGCCCAAGCAAUGCCCGAACACAUUGGACUCGUACACCAGAGGUUUCUUGUCUUUCUAUAAAGCAGACAUUCACGGAGCUGGCGCCAGGGCCGAACUUACUUCAGUGGACUUGCUGGCUGAUACCGACACGAGCUCCACAGAACGAGAACAUUCAGUCCAAGCCAAGAAAGCGGGUUCAACGACAACGAACAAAAAACACAUCAUGGAUCUGAGUGCAGAGGUGUUCUUCUCGGAGGAGAUGUCAACUGGCUUGUGGCGUUCGCGUCCGACUGACAAGGCUGCCCUUCGUGCGCAACCUUCUGGAUGUCGAGGCGACCCUGAAGACGGACAUCAGCGUGAGCAGGUUUGUCGCAUGGGGCCGUGGCGGGCGUUUCUUUAUUGUUCUGGCUUGCCGAUCAACCCAUCGUCGAUGGCAGAACUAUCACUUCUCUAUGGCGGGUUGGACGAAGAGCAGAUGCAGUACUACGAGCAGCUCGGUCGCAUCAUGUCAACGGUAGCUCGCGCUGGUGCACAGCUACGGCCACAGCGGAAACGGCCACGGAUCGACGCGCUUCCGUUGGACGAUGGCAUGCCAGAGGGGUCAGUGGCAGACGAGCCUGAGGAUCCAGACGCUGACGACGACCGCCGCCACACCACCGCUAAUUACAAGCUCUGCAUGCGGGAGUUCCGCGACGCGCUCCGUCGCGAGAGGCAGGCGCACCGAGAGUUGACGUCCAAGCAGGUCGAGAUCGAGAAGGAGGUCAAGGCUGGCUCGCCCGACCCAGCGACACUUUCAGCUACCAUGAGGUCGUGGCGCCUGAUGGGCGCAGAGCAGCAGGCGCAUUUCCAGGCGGAGCACGCCCAUUCCCACUCUGCGUUCGUCACCCUUGACUUGUCCACCGAUGAGGCGUUGGAGGCCGCUGGCGAAGCUGCUGCUGAAUUUACGCAGGAGGCAGCAUCGCAAGAGUGGAGGCGCCUCCACGCGCAGAUCAUGACAUCGCGCGUUGAGAAACUCGGGAAGGUACCGACCACUCGUACACAGUGUUUCGAGGCUGGCUAUUGUGUGUGCCAAGGCGACCUCGGAAAACUCAUGAGACUGUCCGUGGCCCGCUUCCGUGCUGCUCUUCGUGGCUUGAAGGCGGCGCGUGGCACGAAGAAGCACUUCAAGCUGCUCGUGAAAGACGUCCCGAUGCUGGUUGUUAAGGUCGAGGCUGUGAAUGGCGCUGGGGAGAACCUUGGAUCUGACCUGUGGCUGCACGUCAGUAAGUAUCGUGAACUACCAACGUUGUACCCUAUCUUCUGCAAUAUGAUUCGUCUCCCUGCUGAAGACCGCCAUGACUUAAUUGGCGUGGCGCCAGUCCAGGACUGCAGGGUCCCAGACUUCGUCGACAUUUGGGCGGUGUGCCGUCGCUUGCUACCCUUGGAUGAUGCGUUGAACCUCGUGUUCUACAAGCUCGUUGGGCAACCGCAUGUACGAGUUCUCAGGGUAACACCGUCACGACAAAGGGUUCAUCGAUUGCAUGUGGAGGGGGGCGCGUACCCAGCCAUCGCCAUCUGGGACGGCGCGGAGGCCGAGCAGCAGCUUGCAGCGACCGCCGAACCUGAAUGCGCAGCAGGUGACGAUGAUGCCGCGUCCCAGCAUGGAUUCCAUUCCGACGGUGGUUCCUCGGCAGCGCUAUUCAUGGACAGCGACGGGAGCGCUGACGACGACCUGUUCGAAGAGAUGAUGCGUGACAACAUUGAGGAUGACAUCGGGUCCGUGCCAUCGGAUAUUGACUUGGAAGAACACAUCGACCAACAGUUGCGCCAGUUCUCGAAGCCACCGUCUUCAUGUCCAGGCAGCCCUGUCUCGGUGUCGGGCGACGUGCCGAUGGAGCCGAGCGCGCCCUCCAGUGGACCUGGUCAUGUCAAGGCUUCGCGUGAGCUCAAGUGGAACAGUAACGCCAUCACCGUCAACACUGACCAUGGGACCAUCAAGUAUUAUAGGGUGACGAAGCGCUUGGUAGCAGAGCUGCCGCUCGCAGUGUUCAAUGUGAAGACUACGCAGGAGAGGUCGUGCAACGCAUCUUUACAUCGUUGCAGGGGGAGGCCGAUCGGCUACUUGAUGGCGUGGCUGAUGCUCCCGAACGUGGAGGGGUUCCAGGCGAGCCUCGACGUUCGAAAGAGAUGCAGGGAGAUGUUCAAAGCGAUCGGUGGUCCCGAGGUCGAGUUCAUUUUGAACCAUGGUGAGCGCGAGCUUCAGCCUGGGGAGCCAGAGGAGCCCGAGUCUGCAGACUGA
Messenger RNA from Prorocentrum cordatum, 2805 nucleotides. NCBI's taxonomy places the organism in Eukaryota, Dinophyceae, Prorocentrales, Prorocentraceae. The record is from the annotation of a GenBank genome assembly.